UUAACGGAAAUUUUUUCCGUUAAAAGUAUUUUCGGAAAAUCAUGCCAGUGUAGACGUAGCCCUGAUGUGUCUUAUAGAUCUUUACUUUCCCAGAAUGUCAUGGUUUCCUUUACUAUCAGAGUGACUGUUGCAUAUUUCCAUAUGGUAUGUAUUUUACUUGAACAACAUGGUGGCAAUAGAUUUUUAUCCAAUUAUAUGUUUAUAAAGGAAGGCAACAGGGCAGGGAUAAAUGUCAACAAGAAGUCCUGAAUCUUCCCUUGAAUGAACAUGGCGCUAGUUGGUGAUCUACCUGUGUGCAUCAGAGGUCAGAAGUUGAUAUAUAGGUUGCAGUCUCUGAAUUCUCCUAUCCUUACAUUUUAAAUUCUAUUUUGUUUUUGCAUCUUUUUCAGUUUCAAACAAGAAAUUAAAAUACAGUGAUUUCAUUAUUUUCACAAUGUUUUAUAUAAAUAUUUUAAAGAAAGCUUUGAGAUUUUUACAUCGCUAUCUUUUGAGAAAGCAUUACCAAAAUUAUUUUAAUAGAAAAAUUAAGCAAAUUAAUGUGUGAAUUCUUUUUUUAAAUACUUGGUGCAACUGUUCCUGUUAACUAAUCCAGUCACUUGGAAGGCAAUUACACUGAGCUUUGACAACAUUGCCAACUCACUGCAGUGUGCCUUAUGCCAAACACUAUUGUUGUUUUAUUGACCACAUUCACCAUUACAUAUGCAUAUGAAAAAACGGAGGUAUUUUCAUCAGGAUUACCCUAAUAGCAUUAAGAGAUUAUUUUUUAAAUUUCCUUGGAAGAAAAUUCACCUAAAUGAGAUUACUUAUUACUUGACUGGUUUCCUAUCAUGCUGCUAUGUUUAGGUAAGUGGAGUCCAUUAGACUAUAAAGUUUUUUUAAAAACUGAUUUUAUACAUUAAUGAUUUCAAAUAAAAGGGAAGUACUAUAUUUGUGCAUAACUUUCUCAAAAGGAGCUAAGUCGGAUGUUCUGGUUAGGAGAGAUAACACUUUUUGUCCCUGUUGGUGGCCCUCCCCCCCUCCCCCCCAGUGUCACCAUUAGUUGCUAAUUACUUGCAAACAAAUAAACAAUUAACUCCUCGUGCCUCUUGGUGGGAGAGUCUUCAUUGACAUGCUAAAACUUUCUAAUAAAAGAUUUUAAUUAAUGACGUUGCAAAUCCAACCCUCUUGUCAACACAGCUAUAAGGAGGGUUGCAAGAAAAUGCAAGCACAGUUCAUGUUAUACGUAGACUGAAUCUGAAAGAAUGGCAAAUCCAUCAUUAUGUACUUCUAAUACAGAAGCAUCUCAAAAUCUUCAGAAAGUGUCCAGUUUUGUGGAAACUAAAACCACACAUUGCUCUUUUUCCAUUGAAAGCAUUUUGGGAUUAGAACAGAAAAAAGAUGGCAUUCCAGCUGCAAAACCUCACAGACCAUGGAAGGAUACAUGCAAUAACUUAGGAGAAAAUGCUAGUCUGUGUCUGCAGACACCUGUCAUUUCCUGUGAAAGGCCAUUAUUUCAUGGUAACAGUUGCCCAAUGCUGGAGGAAAGAGUUUUGAAAUGUGAAAAAUAUUUUUCAGCCACUGAAAGGCUGUCCUACAAAAGGGAACUAAGCUGGUACAGAGGUAGGAGACCAAGAACUGCUUUCACUAGAAACCAGAUUGAAAUGCUGGAAAAUGUUUUUAGAGUGAAUUCCUAUCCUGGCAUUGAUGUUAGAGAAGAACUAGCUCACAAACUAGAUUUAGAUGAAGACAGAAUCCAGAUCUGGUUCCAGAACCGCCGUGCAAAGCUGAAAAGAUCUCACAGAGAAUCUCAGUUUCUAAUUGUAAAAAACACUUUAACUUCCAACCUUCUGGAAUAGAAAGAAGCUAGCUAGUUACCAUUAUUCUACCAUAGUAGAACAGGAAGAAUAAGUGGAAACUUCAUAAUUUGCAUAAUUAAGCAAUGAUAAUGUAAUAUUUGUACUUUUAAUAUUUGCAUCUAGUUUUGAAAUAUUAUCAUGAUUUUCAUUAAACACUAAAUACUUCAUAUUAUUAAUGCACUUUUUGUAAAAAAAAAAAUGCUCCAUAUAUUUUAAUAAAUAUUUUCAGAAACAUGUAAAAUAUUUUUGAGGUUAACAAACUGACACCCUAGAUCCUGAGGUGAUGUAAAUCUGAAUAGCUUACUUGAAGACAGUGGAGUCCUACCAGUUUACACCAAUUUAGGAUUUGUUUUUUUGUUGUUACUGAUUCCAGAAGACUCAGCAGGAUUACAUGAAAAAAGUUUGUUUAACAAAGCCAAUUUGUUUGUUUUACAACCUUAUAUUUUAAAGGUAGAGGAAAAAUCAUCUAAAGUACACAAUUAUGCAAAUAUGUUACUGCUGUUACAGAAACUUAGCUUAGGUAUUUUUCUGGAAUUAAAUAGCUUUUCAGUGUUUGCAGUGUAGAGCUGAAAUUUUUUUAAAAGAUACAGUAUACUUGGUUUUAUGAGACAUAUCUUUUUAAUUAAGUGAAAAGCCUAGAUGAACAAUAACAAUGUGUGUCAUUUGUAUUUUAGCCAAACCAAUUAAACUUAAAAGAAGUUUAAAAUGUCACUCUUAUGGACUGUUUGUAUUAAUUAAAACAUGAGGAAAAUAUAUAUAGCUAAUGUUUGCCUAGUUAAUAUUAUCAGCUUAUCUAUAUCCAAUCCAAAUCGUUUUGUCAAUGUUAAUGAUCCAGUCUUGUGAAGUAUUGAGUGCCAUCAGUAUCUCAUGAGAAAAUUCAGCACUUCAUAGGAUCAAACCCACUGAGAUUACAUACAUUGUUUCCUUUAUUUAUUCUCAUAAUAAUACUGUGAAACAUUUUUCAUGAAGUUCAUAGUGGUAAAGAUGAUCAAAUGGAACAAGAAAACCAAGCUUCCUGACACUUGAUAUUGAUUCAACCCAAAGUCAAUGUAUGUAGUCCCAUUUACAAAGUAACACCUUUUAUUUAUAUCAUAUGUUGCUGAUUCAAGAAAUCCACAUUCAUCCCUGUUGAGUAAGGUAUUUAAAUACAUACUUAAAUAUAAAUGUAUGUUGAAGUCUCAUUGCUUUCA
Messenger RNA from Pelodiscus sinensis (Chinese soft-shelled turtle), 3025 nucleotides. RefSeq names its product HESX homeobox 1 (gene HESX1). Gene Ontology annotation, molecular function: RNA polymerase II cis-regulatory region sequence-specific DNA binding; DNA-binding transcription repressor activity, RNA polymerase II-specific. Gene Ontology annotation, biological process: regulation of transcription by RNA polymerase II; forebrain development; pituitary gland development. The record is from RefSeq and is a predicted model, not a curated record. Gene Ontology annotation, cellular component: nucleus. Lineage: Eukaryota; Metazoa; Chordata; Testudines; Trionychidae.